Messenger RNA from Cornus florida, 1094 nucleotides. RefSeq names its product ubiquitin-like. Gene Ontology annotation, biological process: protein ubiquitination; modification-dependent protein catabolic process. Gene Ontology annotation, cellular component: cytoplasm; nucleus. Bases 240 to 812 code for a protein of 190 amino acids. NCBI's taxonomy places the organism in Eukaryota, Viridiplantae, Streptophyta, Magnoliopsida, Cornales, Cornaceae. Gene Ontology annotation, molecular function: ubiquitin protein ligase binding; protein tag activity. The transcript is spliced from 2 exons. The record is from RefSeq and is a predicted model, not a curated record.
GAGAGAAUUGUCAAGAAACCAUAAACAGAAUAUGGAGCAACUAGUAGAUUUCAAUGAAGAAUCUGCCACAAUAAAUGGAAGGACCAUUGCCUUUAUUGUAUUUGCAGCUAUACCCAUGAUGUCCUUGCUCCAUCUACAUGCCAGGGACUUGUGGUCACUUUUAGUUACAAUGUUCCACCACCACUACCACUGCCACGAUAUCGUGACAGGGGUGGUGGAAGGAGAGAGAGAGGCCGACGAUGACAGCCUGGAACUCGAAUGUGUGGUGUGCCUCAGCCAAGUCUCUAGUGGCGAAAAGUACCGGAUCCUCCCGGAGUGCCACCACGGCUUCCAUGUCCACUGUAUUGAUGCCUGGUUGCAAGUCCAUUCCACAUGUCCUCUGUGUAGAAGUCCGGUCAAAACUCUCUCAAACCACCAUAGAAACAAUGGACAUUUUUAUGAUGGUGGUGUUUCUUGUUUGCUCUCUGCUUUUGAUCAUAUAUGUCAAUGGAUGCAGAGUCCUCUCAACUUUGAGCUUACGUCUGCCCUAUAUGCAGAUCUUUGUCAAAACCCUCACAGGCAAGACGAUCACCCUCGAGGUUGAAAGCUCAGACACCAUAGACAAUGUCAAAGCAAAAAUCCAGGACAAAGAGGGCAUCCCACCUGACCAGCAAAGGCUCAUCUUUGCCGGAAAGCAACUUGAAGACGGCCGAACCCUAGCGGAUUAUAACAUCCAAAACGAGUCGACCCUUCACUUGGUCCUCCGCCUCAGAGGGGGUACCGGAAAAACCAACAAGAUCCUAUGCACAUAUACACAGACAGGAGUAUUUUAAGUCAUUUAUCAUUGAAAGUUAAGGGUAGUUCAGUAAUUUUGACAGGUCCUUUAGUGUAUUUAACGGCCCAUAACACAUAAGGGAGAUAACACAUAAGGGAGGUUCGUGUAGAAUAUUUUCAAAAAUAAGAAAAGUUUGUGUAAUUUUCAGAACAGAAAGGUACCACCUGUAAUUAUGGCAAAUCAUAUAGAAAGUGUGUGUAAAUUACCCGAAAAUUAUUUAUGUUCUUGCUCCUUUUAAGUAGAUUUUUUACAAAUAGUGAAAGUAUCUAAACUAAAGGUU